Molecule: messenger RNA, 4877 nt
Organism: Cucurbita pepo subsp. pepo (vegetable marrow)
Lineage: Eukaryota; Viridiplantae; Streptophyta; Magnoliopsida; Cucurbitales; Cucurbitaceae
Product: SNF2 domain-containing protein / helicase domain-containing protein / zinc finger protein-like protein
Biological process (GO): DNA repair
Cellular component (GO): nucleus
Molecular function (GO): ATP binding; ATP-dependent activity, acting on DNA
Source: RefSeq, a predicted model, not a curated record
AAACUUCAAACCUCAAACCCUACGUAGUACGGAGGGAGAGAAGUUACUUCCUCUGCCACUACAAUCUGCCACUCCUCGUAUGAAUUUCUUCUUCUUUUCGUUCAUUUCCAUCGCCACAUUAAUCGGCCUUUAACCAUUCACCGUCUUGUUCGUCGAUCUUGUUCAGUUCACUUCAAUUUUUGAAGGUGCUCGGGUGCUUCGAAUUUUUUUCGGGAUUUGGAUUUGGACUGCUUUUCUUGCAUUAUGGGGAUACCGUGUGAGCAUGUUUGUCGAUAGACCUGCUACUUCACGAUUGGAGUUAUAGCAGAUUUUUAACACUAUGUGUUUAAGAGAUGUUUUUGAUAUAGAGGUCCCUGCUUAAUGAAUAUGCUGCAUCUGAAAAGAUUUAUAAUGCAGCAUGGCUAUGUGUUUGAUUAUUCAGUCUAUCAUUGAAAAUUCGUUGAUUUAGCUCAGAGGCACUUCACAUUUUUUGCUAAUCUUUGUGUAGCUUCUUCCUUGUUUUGUCGAAGAAGAGAGAUCUCGCAGUUGAACCAUCAUGUCUGUGACUAACCUUAUAGAAAUUAGUUCAUCAGACAGUGAAAUAGAGCUAGAAUAUAUUAGUGACAGUGACGAUGCUGCACCAAGUAUUGGGGAACCUAGUCACAGCAGAAAGCUUCCUCAUUGGGCAUCCACAGAUUUUGGUCCAGGUCAAAGUAAUGUUAAUAACAGCCCACAUUCUGGUUCUAAUGGCGAUGCUGGAGCCUCAAAUCAUCAUAUUGUCCUCGCAGAUGAUUCUGAUUAUCUUACUGAAAAUGGGAAUACUGGUCUACCCCGAACUGUGAAUUCUCGAAUUGCAACCACAGCUGGUGCAGAUUAUGAAAGAUUAUCUUCUCAACAGGCUUUUAAGAGGACCCUUCCUUAUACUUUUCAGUCACAUGCACCCCCUACAAAAUCAAAUAACUUAGUAGACAAUGUGGGCAGCAGUCAAAUUCGUGAUGCCCACAUCAGUUCUUAUGAUUCAGCAAGGCCAAGUUCAACUAGCGGCAGGGUUUAUGGGAGAGAGAAUGUUUUCAGAGGCAACGGCGACGAUGCUGUUAGUUCUGAGAACAGGGAUUACAGGGUUCUCCCUGUGAGUUUGGCACCAGGGAAAACUAUACCUUCUUCACAGUAUCCAAGUGAACAUCCCUACCGCUCUGGUUAUGGUGAAGAAAUGGUUGCUGGAAGUGAUGAGAGAUUGAUUUAUCAAGCAGCAUUGGAGGAUCUAAAUCAACCAAAACUUGAGGCUAAUUUACCCGAUGGUCUUCUGUCUGUUCCUCUUUUAAGACAUCAGAAAAUUGCAUUAGCAUGGAUGCUACAGAAGGAAACUAGAAGUUUGCAUUGUUUGGGAGGAAUUUUAGCGGAUGACCAGGGCCUUGGAAAGACAGUUUCUAUGAUUUCCCUCAUACAAACGCAGAAGUCCUUGCAGUCAAAGGCAGAAUUAGAAGAUGGAAGCAAAACAAAAGCUGAAGCUUUGAAUUUGGACGACGAUGAUGAUAAUGGCACUGGCACUGCUGAUUCAGUUAAAAUGCAGCAGACUGGAGAGUCUGAUGAUGUUAAACCAAUUCAAGAAGUGAAAACAACUAGAGCAAUCAGUAAGCGGAGACCUGCAGCUGGUACACUGGUUGUGUGCCCUGCAAGUAUUCUUCGGCAGUGGGCCAGAGAACUAGAGGACAAGGUCACUGAAGAAGCUAAACUCUCAGUUUUAAUCUAUCAUGGGGGAAGUAGGACUAGGAAUCCUGAUGAGCUUGCAAAGUACGAUGUGGUUCUCACAACAUAUUCGAUCGUCACCAAUGAAGUUCCAAAACAACCUUUAGUUGAUGAGGAUGACGCUGAGGAAAAAAAUGGAGAUAGAUACGGAUUAUCGACUGAUUUUUCUGCUAACGUAAAGAGGAAAAAGACCUCUAUCAGCAGUAAGAAGGGUAAGAAAGGCAGGAAAGGAACUGGCAUUUCCAUUGAGUGUGAUUCUGGCCCACUGGCAAGAGUGGGUUGGUUCAGAGUUAUUCUGGAUGAAGCUCAGACAAUAAAGAAUCACAGAACUCAAGUAGCUAGAGCCUGCUGUAGCCUUCGAGCGAAAAGAAGGUGGUGCUUAUCUGGAACACCUAUACAAAAUGCAAUUGAUGAUUUAUACAGCUAUUUCAGAUUUCUGAGGUAUGAUCCUUAUGCUGUCUAUAAAUCUUUCUACCAUACAAUCAAGGUUCCAAUUUCCAGAAAUUCAGUUACUGGCUAUAAGAAGCUUCAGGCUGUUCUAAGGGCAAUAAUGUUGCGACGAACUAAAGGCACAUUAAUUGAUGGGGAACCGAUUGUCAAAUUGCCCCCCAAAACCAUACGGUUGACAAAAGUGGAUUUUUCUACUGAGGAGCGUGAUUUUUAUACCCAAUUAGAAGCUGAUUCUCGCAAGCAAUUCAAGGCUUAUGCCGCAGCUGGUACUGUAAAGCAAAACUAUGCAAAUAUUCUGCUGAUGCUUCUACGCCUCCGUCAAGCUUGUGACCACCCACUUCUUGUAAAAGGGUAUAAUAUUGAUUCUGUGGGGAAGGAUUCUACAGAAAUGGCAAGUAAACUUCCUAAGGAUAUGCUGAUGAAUCUGUUAAAUUGCUUGGAGACUUCUUUGGCUAUAUGCCGAGUCUGCGAUGAUCCACCUGAGAAUCCUGUUGUUACCAUGUGUGGUCAUGUUUUCUGCUAUCAAUGCGUGUCUGAAUACUUGACUGGCGAUGACAAUAUGUGCCCGGCACUUGGAUGUAAGGAACAAGUUGCUGCUGACGUUGUUUUCUCGAAAACUACCCUCCGGAAAUGUAUCUCUGAUGAUCUUGAUGGUGGUUCCACAAGUUCAGGAAUUUCUGAGAAAUCCCAAGUUGUUCAUAGUGAGUACAGUUCGUCCAAAAUUAGGGCCGUUCUUGAGAUUCUGCAGAACAAUUGCAAAGCAUCAACUUCAACUUCUGAACAAGGGGUUUCCUUUGGAUGCAAUGGAAGUUCUCUACAUUCUGAAGAUGAAUGCAUUGAGAUUUGUGAUUCUGAUGUUAAUACUACAAAGAACGCAUCUCCAUGUCCAAAUCCAACUGAAGAACCUGUGAAGACGAUUGUUUUCUCCCAGUGGACCGGCAUGUUAGAUUUAGUAGAAAUGUCACUUAACCAGGCUUGCGUACAAUAUAGGAGGCUUGAUGGCACAAUGACUCUGGUUUCAAGAGACCGUGCUGUGAAAGAUUUCAACUCUGACCCCGAGAUCACUGUUAUGUUGAUGUCAUUGAAGGCGGGAAAUCUAGGUUUAAACAUGGUUGCAGCAUGUCAUGUUAUCCUAUUGGAUCUUUGGUGGAAUCCGACUACAGAGGAUCAGGCUGUAGAUCGAGCUCAUAGAAUUGGACAGACUCGUCCUGUUACAGUGUCAAGGAUUACUAUAAAAGACACAGUUGAAGAUAGGAUACUAGCACUGCAGGAAGAGAAGAGAAAAAUGGUUGCAUCAGCAUUUGGUGAAGAUCAAAAUGGAGGUUCCGCUUCCCGCUUGACGGUUGAAGAUCUCAGAUAUCUCUUUAUGGUUUGAAUCGUCGAGUGGCUCAGCUUCUUCUUCUGGAAGUUUUAUUUAGCUUACACUUGGUGGAAAAAUUUUGUAGGGAUCAGAAUAACUUCUGGUUCUGAUAAUUUAAGGGCGAGAGACACUGGUUGCACAUAUUCUGCACACCAGAGUGGCCCCACGGGAUAGGCUGGGUCAACAUAUACUUAUGGUAACAUAAAUGAGUUUUUGUGGCCCUACCAACUUCUUCAUUUUUCUUUCUUCCUUCUUUGGGAUUUCAGUGAAGUGCCAAGGUAUCUUGAUAGGGCUGCCUGUAAAUAUCCAAGUUUAUAUCUAUUGUAUACAAAAUGUUCAGAUUUAGGUAGCUUUCUUUUUCCUUUUUAAUUUAUUUUUUCGUCACGUUUAAAUUAUGUCGAUCGUCUCUAAAAAGCCCAGGUAUGUAUUGCAAGACGUGCUGUGUAAAAAGAUUACAGGUUUCAUUGGGUUCCUUGAAAAUAUGCAAGUUGACUGUUGAGUGCUGAAGAUUGUAGAAGAGGCAAUAAAGAUAGCACGUCAAGGACUUCAAUUGUGGCUGUCAAUCAAGGUACAUGUUGCUGCUGCUUAUCUUGUUCUAUCUUCCAUUAAGACGAUUCACUUUAACUGUAGUAAGUUAUUUCAUACUUCUGAUCUGAUCUAGUUGCUAUGAUUGAACUCUCUUAAUACUGAUGAAUAAUUUAUGUUGCUGUAAUUCAUCUGUGUGAUAUAUUAGGAACAUGAGGCAGACUUGAACUGUUCUUAGUAUAUUAUUAUUUACAUGUGUAAUACAUUAGCUGUUUGAAACUCAUUAGUGACUUGUAAUUUUACUUUCUACUAGUUCAAGGCGUUUACUUCAAUAAACGAGUGAAAUGUUAUUUAGUUUUUCCCCCUUUCUACAUGGUACUAGAAUUCCUGAGCUUUUUUCCUAGAAUAGGUGAGCUUUCUUUAUACCAAAAGGGCUUGAAGUUCGGUACCGUUUUGGGGUAGCAACUAAUCUGUUGAUAAGAGGAUGAGCACCUCAAGUCCGAUUCAUCUGCACGAUUUAACUACUAGAUGAGAUGCAUGUGAAGCUCACGUAAUCCCUUGCUACUGCGUAGUAGUGUGUAAUGGGCAUGCGGCCAUGAGCAACACACUUUAGACAAACAUGACUGUGACACCUGAUAGUAAAACUCUUUGGUCAUUGGAUUGACCCAUUUUUUACCUUGAUUCUAUGUGUGCUUUAUUUGGUAUAAUUUGUUUGGAUGUGAUUGUUUUGAAGAGGGUUAUUAUAUCAAGUCCAAGAUACUCUCAACUUGUUCUUGGCAAAGAUGGUUUUCUUGAGAUUAAUAUAUGGCUUAUGUAA